Messenger RNA from Meloidogyne enterolobii, 1763 nucleotides. The record is from the annotation of a GenBank genome assembly. Lineage: Eukaryota; Metazoa; Nematoda; Chromadorea; Rhabditida; Meloidogynidae.
UUGUUGCCAUUUAUUGCAACAAAUAUUUUACAGAAAUGUCAAUUCAUAGCUCUCCACCUUCAGUUAUUAAAGAAGUUAACAACAAAAAUGAUAACAACAAUCAUUCAACAUCCCCUUCUCCCCCUCCUUUGCCAGAACAACAAAAACAACAAUUUUCAUUUCCUCCACAUAAUUGUGCUAUCGAUAUUGUUAGUAAUCAACAAACAAUACAAAAUUCUGGCAAAAAACGUCAACACAAAAAAAUAAACGAAUUAAUCCCCAUCCGUUUUAUUAUUUUGGGAACAGCUUUAUUUUGUUUCACAAUGUUAAUUGCUAAUCCUUUGGCACUUAAUUUUACAGUUAUUUGUAUGUUUAAAGAUUUGCCAAUGUUAAGUGAUGAGGAAUUGACGUUGUUACAAAAUUCAACAGAAAAAAUAAACGAAGAAAGUAAAGAUGAAUUAUUUGAAUCUUUAUUUACUUCAAACGAGCAAAGUUGGCUAUUCUCAGCUAUAGCAAUUGGACAAUUAAUUGGCACUUUACCAAUUACAAGAAUUUAUACUCGAUUUGGUUUAAGAAAUGUAAUGGCUGCUUAUGGAUUUAUUAGUUCAUUAUCGACCCUUUUAGUUCCACCAAGCAUUUACUUGGGGGGAUUUCCUUCACUUAUGGUUUUACGAAUUUUUCAAGGAUUUGGAAUGGCAGUAAUUUGGGUAGCUCUAGGGUCAAUUAGUUCAAAUUGGUCUCCAUUAGCAAACUCUGGCAUGUUUCUUGUUGUUUUAACCUCUGCUUUCCAACUUGGUCCAAUAACUGCGAUGCCUUUGUCUGCCGAAUUCUGCUCGUCAGAAAUGUUUGGAUGGCCAGCAGUUUAUUAUUUAUUGGGAACAAUUUCUUUAAUUGUUUUUACAAUUUUUUAUUGGAUUUAUAGAGACUCGCCUAGAGAACACGAGUUCCUUUCUUCUCGGGAAUUGUCAUUUAUAGAACAUGGAAAGCCUUUAAAAGAUAUUUCUGAUGGUCGUAAGAAAAGACAUGGAAAUGAGCAGAAACAAAAAGUCCCUUAUAUGGCAAUUCUUAAAGAUACAGUCUUUUGGGGAGUUUUUCUGUGUACCGGUACUGGCAAUUUGGCAUUUCAAGUAUUCUGGCAAUUUGGGCCAAUUUAUCUAAAUAAAGCAUUAGGUAUGGAAGUAGCCAAAACAGGUAUAGCUUCAGCUUUACCUUUUGUAUUGUCGUUAAUUGGGAAAAACGUUGCUGGCCAAGCAAGUGAUCGUUUGACUUCUGUUUCUGAAAAAGCUAAAGUUAUAUUUUUUGCUAGCAUCUCUCAGUAUUUAAUGGGUGCCUGUUUUUUGGCAAUGUCUUUAUUUCCUAAAUUUGGCAUUGUUAAUGUUACUUUAAUGCAAUGUAUUUACACUGCUGCAACUGUUUUUAGUGGUCUUAAUACUGUUGGAGUAAUUAAGGGUACCCAAUUAAUGUCAGGUCAAUUCUCUCAUGUUAUAUUUUCAUGGACAACAAUCCAACUUAGUGCUAUUAUGUUAAUUCUCCCAAUGAUUAUUAAUUUGUUGACUCCGACAAAUGCUGUUGAGGAAUGGGCAGAUGUUUUCCUGGUUGUCACUGCUCUUACUUUUAUUGGAACAACAUAUUUUAAUUAUGUAAUUGAAGUUGAACCUAGAGAAUGGACUGAAACAGAAUUACAAAGUGCCAAAUCAUCUUUAAGUACAACAACAGUUCAUGGAACAACUAUUUGUGCUGAGGAAGGCAAAAAGUUGGGAUUGGAUGUUUUACAAAUUCGAUGA